Molecule: messenger RNA, 666 nt
Organism: Hibiscus syriacus
Lineage: Eukaryota; Viridiplantae; Streptophyta; Magnoliopsida; Malvales; Malvaceae
Exons: 3
Coding region: 109-666 (185 amino acids)
Source: RefSeq, a predicted model, not a curated record
CCUGAACAAAACCAACAAUGUUUUGAUUCACAUGCUAUUCCUCCUUGAAAGAAGAAACAUGGUUCAAAAGAAAUAUCAAAUGCAAUAUAUAAAGAUUAGCACGUUACUAUGAAGAACAUGCAGGCAUCAGUUCUAUCGGGGUGUUUAACUGAUAUUACUAAAUCUUCUGUGGUAAGUGAACUUGGUUUGCAUGAUCCUAGAAAAUAUGACUUGCCUGCCAAGAAACACAAAAGUAAGCAAAAAGAGAAGCAUAAUGUGUCAGAACACAGAUCUGGUGGAGGUGAUGCCAAAACUUCAAAGAUGAAAAGAAGGAACUCUGAUCAAAAUUCUUUAAGGGUGUCCAAGAGAAUUAAGUCUGAAAGUUCGCAUCUUGCUCAUGAAGAUUGUAUGUCUGAGCAUGCUGGUAAUGGUCCUAGCGCAAGUAAUAAUCCGCCAACCGCAUUAAUAGGAAAGGAUCAGCCUAAACACAGUGACCAUCCUUUUUAUAAUGAUCCAAAUUUGGAUAUUACUGUCAUGUCGAUGAAGAGAAGCGAUGCAGUGGUAGAGGAGACCAGACGGUGGAGUUUGAUGAGAUCCACAGCUGAGCGUUUUCUCAGGUUAGGAGCUCUCAAGUUUGGAAAAGGAAGUGAUCGAGCUAUGACAACCAGAAAGUGGGCUCGGAAGUAG